Ilex paraguariensis (yerba mate) is the source of this 1032-nucleotide messenger RNA. The record is from the annotation of a GenBank genome assembly. Lineage: Eukaryota; Viridiplantae; Streptophyta; Magnoliopsida; Aquifoliales; Aquifoliaceae.
GGUCAUCAAAGUUCACAUGUCUGUCCUUCCCUAUCAAAACACACACCACAAACACAUUUAAGGAGAGCCAUGAACAAAGAGAGCUCAGAAAAAGAAGAUUGAAGAACAACCCACCUCUUUUCUGAUUGUCAUCUCUCUCUCUCUCUCUCUCUCUACAUAAAUAAUUCUCAAAUAUAGAGGAACUUCAUAGAAGCUCAUAUACAGGACACAAGCCCAUGUUGAUGCCAAAUAGAAGUUUGCUCAAGGUCAUUGUUCUUGGAGAUAGUGGGGUGGGAAAGACAUCUUUGAUGAAUCAAUAUGUGUACAAGAAAUUCAGUCAGCAGUACAAAGCAACCAUUGGAGCUGACUUUGUGACAAAAGAACUGCAAAUUGAUGACAAAUUGGUCACUUUGCAAAUUUGGGACACAGCAGGGCAGGAAAGAUUUCAUAGCCUGGGUAUAGCAUUCUACAGAGGGGCAGAUUGCUGCAUUCUUGUAUAUGAUGUUAAUGUGCCCAAAUCAUUUGAAACACUUCAAAAUUGGCAUGAAGAGUUUCUCAAACAGGCAGAUCCAACUGAUCCUGACACAUUUCCAUUCGUAUUGAUUGGAAACAAGUUGGAUGUAGAUGGUGGAAGCAGCAGAGUGGUUUCUGAGAAGACAGCAAGGGACUGGUGUGCUUUAAAGGGAAAUAUACCUUACUUUGAGACAUCAGCAAAAGAGGAUUACAAUGUUGAUGCUGCUUUUUUGUGUAUAGCAGAAACUGCCCUUGCCAAUGAACAUGAGCAGGACAUCUAUCUCCAUAGAAUCUCAGAAUCUAUUUCUGAAACUGAGCAAAGUGGAGGAUGUGCAUGUUGAGUUCAGCCACUACAAAGUUACAGUAAUUCUGUUUAUAUGGUUCUUUCUUUUUGCUAGCAUUUGUUAUAGUUAGAGAAGGAGAGACAGAGAGAGUACGCACAUGUAUGCAAGUCACUCAUUUUCUAGAGACCUAUUUAUUUUGUGAUUCUAAAUAAAUUUGAAUGUACAUUCUUGUGAACAUGUAUAUUGUAAUAAACAA